GCGCUGAGGCGGCAGGUUCGCGUCUCAGGUGGCGGCGGCGGUGUCGGUCCCGCGCUCGAAGAUUGGCCGCCGCCGGCUGGGGCUGAGCCGGGCAGUGAGGAGUCACCGAGCAGCGGGAGGAAGAUGCUGCUGUCCCUGGUGCUCCACACGUACUCCAUGCGCUACGUGCUGCCGGCCGCCGUGCUCCUGGGCGCCGCGCCCCCGUAUAUCCUGGCCUGGGGGGCCUGGAGGCUGCUCUCCUGCUUCCUGCCCGCCCGCCUCUACCAGGCGGUGGACGACCGGCUCUACGUCACCUACCAGAGCAUGGUGCUCUUCUUCUUUGAGAACUACACCGGGGUGCAGAUAUUGCUGUAUGGAGAUUUGCCAAAAGACAAGGAAAAUAUAAUAUAUUUAUCAAAUCAUCAAAGCACAGUGGACUGGAUCAUCGCUGACAUUUUGGCCAUCAGGCAGAACGCUCUUGGACAUGUACGCUAUGUGCUAAAAGAUGGAUUAAAAUGGCUUCCACUCUAUGGGUGUUAUUUUUCUAAGCAUGGAGGAAUCUAUGUAAAACGAAGUGCCAAAUUUAAUGAAAAAGAAAUGAGAAACAAGCUGCAGAGCCACGUGGAUGCAGGAACUCCAAUGUUUCUUGUGAUUUUUCCUGAGGGAACAAGGUAUAAUCCGGAACUAACAAAAGUCAUUUCAGCUAGUCGAACAUUUGCUGCUCAAGAAGGCCUUGCAGUAUUAAAACAUGUGCUGACACCAAGAGUAAAGGCAACUCAUGUUGCUUUUGAUUCUAUGAAGAAUUAUUUAGAUGCCAUUUAUGAUAUUACAGUGGCUUACGAAGGGACUGUGGAUGAUAAAGGGCAGCGGAAAGAGGCGCCAUCUAUGACUGAAUUUCUCUGCAAAGAAUGUCCAAAAGUUCAUAUUCACAUUGACCGAAUAGACAAAAAAGAUGUCCCGGAAGAACAAGCCUACAUGAGAAGAUGGCUUCAUGAGCGUUUUGAGAUAAAAGAUAAGUUGCUUAUAGAAUUUUAUGAUUCACUGGAUCCAGAAAGAAGAAACAGAUUUCCUGGGAAAAGUGUUAAUUCCAAAUUAAGUCUUAAGAAGACUUUACCAUCCUUACUGAUCUUAAGUGGUUUGACUGCUAGCAUGCUUCUGUCAGAUGCUGGAAGGAAACUGUAUGUGAAAACAUGGGUCUAUGGAACCUUAAUUGGCUACUUAUGGGUUAGUAUUAAAGCAUAAAGAAGUAGCUGUCUCCACUGGGUGGAGUGCGCUACGCUGUCUGGUAUUGGAGGCUGCGCGUUGCAUCAGAUUGUUUCCUGAAUUGAAUAAGAAGUGUAAAUAAAGCCUUGUUGAUUGAACAUUGGAUAAAAUAGAAUUUCUGACUAAAGCCUAUAUGCAGCUGGUCUCGGGCAAGCGUGUGUGGUUUUACAACUUUAGGACCGAAGUUGCCGGAAAGGUGAACGCUAAGUGAAGUUUAUGCUGUACUCUGCAGUCCCCGUGAACUAAUGUCAACAGCAGGGGAGUGUUAGGACUGAGUAACUUGUUACUGGUGUGUAAUUCAGCUGGUUGUAUUUAUGAACAUUAAUUCUGCGGGAUGUUUCACUGUAUUUGUUAUUUCCAAUUUUUUACAAGGUGACUAGUUCCAAACUCUUAUCACAAGAGCAUCUGGUAUCUUGCAACUGUGUAAAAUUUUUCUUUUUGCUUAGUUGCUUUUUCUAAGUCAGUCAAAGAAAUUGUAUUUAAGUAUCAAGAUGUUCCAGGAAAAUGGAUGCAAAAAAAAAAGUCCAUGGUGAAGAAGCUCUGUUUAGGGCAUGUUUUUGUCGUAUUGCAUUAUUAGCUGACUUCAUAUUGGAAAAUAAUUAACAUUUCUAAUAUUUGUUGAAACAGCUUCAUUUGCACACCCUGUACUUCACACAAAAGAAUGUAUAAAACAUGAGAAUUACGUUUAAGUUAAAAUUGUGACUUAAUUCAAUGUAGCAGAAGUUUAAAUUGCCCAGCUUUUUAAUAUUUCAGUUAAGCUAUUAGUACUUGCAACAUCUGUGCCGUAAGUAUUGGAGAGUAUUAAGAUUUCCUGUUAUUUUCUUACAUCAGAGUAACCAGUGUGAACUCCUCUUGAACGCUGAGUCCAGAGAUACUCGAGGUAAUAGGAGCCUUCAGACGUUCUGGCAAGAUUUACUAGCAUGUGCCUUUUGCCUGUUACUCUGUGAUUUAGCAAAUUUAAUCCAAAAAUCAUUUUUAAAUGUUAUCAUGGUAGACUUCCACUGUAUUCUAGUCCUUUCUGUUUGGAUUAAAGUCGUUGGUGCUGUUUAAUGGCUUGCACAGUAGACCUGCUUUGAAGAAAUGCAUAACCAUCCAGUGUUUGUCCUGAUUUAAAGUCAGACUCUUUAAAUUCUUGUAAGCAAGCUUCACCAGCUACUACUGCAAAAGCAUUUUGCAUUUGUCUUGUGUCAAGAAAUUCAUCUUCCUCAAGUCAGUGAAAUACAGACUUAAUUCUACAGGACUGAGUAAAUUUGCUUCCCAUUAAUUUUAAUGGGACUGCGUGGUUAACACACAUCUUGUCAAAACGAGAGCUAUGUUCUGGGAACCAAGUUACACAGUAUUCAAUUGUGGAACAAUAUAUCCCAUGGAAGAAGAGCUUUUUUAGAAAACAUGGUUGGCUCUAUUGUAUUUAAUAAUUUAAACUUGUGUCCUCCAGUCCUUUAAGAUAACAUUUCUGCUUACUGCUAAUGGAUUUUUGUUUCAAAAUUAUAUCAGUGACCCAGAUAAAACACACGAAUUGAAUGCUGAUAAACAAAAUGAAAAAGGGAAAUUUUGUUGACCUUUGAAGAGUCAUGUGGUAUGAAUUGGUGUAUCUGUGUUAGGAUGUGUAUGUAUACACACAUUCAUAUACACACAUUUUCACAGGAUACAAUUGGUCUGAUUAUGAAUGGGGGCAUAAGUCCAACUUCUGAAAAGUGUUCUCAGGUCAAAUUGUAAUUUUCUUUUGUGAAGUGAAAUUUAAAUAAAUCCCAUGCCUUUGUUAAAUAAAAUUUUUAACCAUCUUAAAAUUACAACCUAUUUCUAACUGGACACCCUGGUGGUGUAGUGGUUAAGUGCUACGGCUUCUAACCAAAAAGUCGGCAGUUUGAAUCUGCCAGGCGCUCCUUGGAAACUAUGGGGCAAUUCUACUCUGGGUUUUUAUUUCUGACUACAUCAAAAUAAAUGUAACUUGUAUAACUUAUUUUGAAUAUCAUGCAUAUGCUCUAAAUUUAAAUUUUAAGAAACAAUCCCAUUGGAGUUAUGUGAAUUAUAACUGAUUAAGUAGGCAAAGUGACCUACCUGCAUAAGUUCACCUUGUGUUCCUUCUGACUGUACUUACAUGCUUCUCACAAAAGGUCUAUAAAAUAUAUGCUGGUUAAGAAAAAUUUUUUUUUAUUAAAGCAUUUGGAAAAUUAGAAGCUUUUCCUUAACAUGCGUUGAUAUUUUAUUGCAUUGAAUUAUUUUCUAAAUUUAAGAGCCCUAUGCUUUCCUGUAAACCUUUUACAAAUAACAUUGAAGCUUUUAUUUGUAUUGUUUAUUUACAAUUUAGUUAUUACUUAGUUUUUCUUUAUAAAAAUGCCAUCAGUGUGCAUGCUUUUAUGUUUUCCAGAAAAAGGAUGUGUUUGGAUGAAAGUUAAAAAAAAAUAAAAUCUUUCAUGUUCUCUA
Molecule: messenger RNA, 3666 nt
Organism: Loxodonta africana (African savanna elephant)
Lineage: Eukaryota; Metazoa; Chordata; Mammalia; Proboscidea; Elephantidae
Gene: AGPAT5
Product: 1-acylglycerol-3-phosphate O-acyltransferase 5
Exons: 8
Coding region: 124-1221 (365 amino acids)
Cellular component (GO): endomembrane system; mitochondrion
Molecular function (GO): acyltransferase activity
Source: RefSeq, a predicted model, not a curated record